UGAAGCUGGCCGGCCUGCCUCGGACUCUGGCGGGCUAACGCACCACAGUGAACGGGCUGUCAGGCUGCCAGGUGGCGGGGGGAGGAAGGGGAGGAGGCGGGGGGGCCGUGGCUGCCGGGGAAAAGGAGAGGAAAGAACCAGAAAGGCAGGAAGGCUGUGUGGACUGUGUGAACCUGCUGCUCAGCAGGGAACUGGGAAUAAUGGGAACCACGUAUGGAAAGAAGAAGGCGUACAGCAUCGACCACGAGCCUCCACCCAAGCAGCAGUACGUGAAAAAUGGAAAGCACCCAAACAGCAAAGCCUCAGCCUAUGCCAACCUGCAGCAGCACCGUCCUGAGGGCAGGAAGUCGUCCCCAGUGUCUGGCUACGUCCCCCAGCCCGACUACCUGAACGGAGACGAGGAGGAGGACCUCAUCAAACCCAAGAAGCUGGUGAAUCCUGUCAAAGCUUCAAAAAGUCACCAGGAGCUCCACCGAGAGCUGAUGAGCAGCUGUAAACGGGCUGGGCCGAGUUUGGUGGAAACGAAGCCGGAGCUGCAGAGAGUUCUGGAGUCAAGGAAAAGAGAUCAGAUGAUCAAACAGAGGAAACAGGAAGACGAGGCUCGAAGGAAGAUUUCUCCUCUGGAGGCUGAGCUGCUCAAGAGACACAAGAAACUGGAAGAGCUGGAGAAACAGCAGGAGAAGGAGCAGCAGGAGAACCUGAAGGCUCCAGAGUUUGUCAAAGUGAAGGAGAACCUCAGACGGACGUCAUUUAAUGAGACGGAGGAGAAGAAGGUCUAGAGACAGAGCCGAUGUCCUUUAGGAGACAGGAGACUGGGAGAGAGGCUGUCCACAUGAGUCCAGGACAAUCUGAGGACAGAGGAUACUGGGAGGACAAUCUGAGGACAGAGAAUACUGGGAGGACAAUCUGAGGACAGAGAAUACUGGGAGGACAAUCUGAGGAUAGAGAAUACUGGGAGGACAAUCUGAGGACAGAGGAUACUGGGAGGAAAGUCUGAGGACAUGAUAAAGACAAACACUGAGGACUGAAAACGACUGGGGAGAGACUGAUGACUAGAAGACAGUGAAGACAGAGACAAGCCCUGACAUGAUGAGGACAGACACUCUAACCCACUACUUCUAGAAGAGUCCAUGGCUGCAGGGUUCUGUCAACACUGGUUUUACACCCUCAUCCUCCACUGGUCCAUUUCUGAAUCAGAGUGUAGCUCAGAGCAGCCAGGGGGUAAGAAUGAGACGUUCACACAGAAGUGUGAAGAAUCCCACAUUAGCAACAGCGUAUGACAUGAGAAUGACAUGACUGUCUGACUGAGACUCUGGACAGGUUGAUCUGCUGUUACUUUGACAUGACUCUAUGUUUUCGUUUCUACCAUGGUCAGAACGCUGGCUAAUUAUUGGGUUCCUGUGGUUAAUGUUGUGCUGUACUGACAGGUUAAGUGCUGGUGCCUCACAGAAAGAAGGUUCCUGGUUUGAAUCCUGAUCAGGGCCUUUCUGUGUGGACUGAAUGUUCUCUCUGUGCUCUGGUUCCUCCCACAGUCCAAAGACAUGCUCCUGGGUGACUCUAAAUUGCCCAUAGGUGUGAGUGCCUGGUUGUCUGGCUCUAUGUGUCGGCCCUGUAAAAGACUGGUGACCAGUCCAGGGUUACCCCGCCUCUCCCAAAAUGACAGCUGAGAAAGACUCCAGCCUUGCCCCUGCCCCCAAAUGGGAUGGAUGGAUGGAUGAUUGAAUGCAUGGAUGGAUGGAUGGAUGGAUGGAUGGAUGGAUGGAUGCAUGGAUGGAUGGGUUAUAGAUGGAUGGA
Molecule: messenger RNA, 1794 nt
Organism: Cheilinus undulatus (humphead wrasse)
Lineage: Eukaryota; Metazoa; Chordata; Actinopteri; Labriformes; Labridae
Product: protein FAM107B
Exons: 5
Coding region: 201-779 (192 amino acids)
Biological process (GO): actin filament bundle assembly; regulation of actin cytoskeleton organization; actin filament polymerization
Cellular component (GO): neuron projection; synapse; stress fiber
Source: RefSeq, a predicted model, not a curated record